Messenger RNA from Aspergillus steynii IBT 23096, 1428 nucleotides. RefSeq names its product NADH-quinone oxidoreductase subunit D. NCBI's taxonomy places the organism in Eukaryota, Fungi, Ascomycota, Eurotiomycetes, Eurotiales, Aspergillaceae. Gene Ontology annotation, molecular function: NAD binding; NADH dehydrogenase (ubiquinone) activity; quinone binding. Gene Ontology annotation, biological process: mitochondrial electron transport, NADH to ubiquinone. The record is from RefSeq and is a predicted model, not a curated record. The transcript has 3 exons. Bases 1 to 1428 code for a protein of 475 amino acids.
AUGGCUGCUCCCUUUACUCGCCUGGCGGGCAGCGCGCCCAAAAGGCUCUGUCUCCGCCCCUCCAACUUCACCAACACGACCAUCCCCAGAUCCCGUUCGAUAACGACAUCUCUCCCUCGCCGACAUGCAGAGACCACCAGCUACCAGGCGACCCGAUUGAUCCCCACGGACCCGACCUUCACAUCGCUGGCCAACAAGGGCAUUGCAGGCGAACCCGAGGUUCCCGCCGGUCUCGAGUCCGAGGAUGAAGGGGUCGGCCGCAAGAUCCGCCAUUACACCGUCAACUUCGGUCCCCAGCACCCUGCUGCUCACGGUGUGCUUCGUCUGAUUCUGGAAUUGAACGGUGAAGAGAUCGUUCGCUCGGAUCCCCACGUCGGUCUGCUGCACCGUGGUACCGAGAAGUUGAUCGAAUACAAGACCUACAUGCAGGCUCUGCCUUACUUCGACCGAUUGGACUACGUCUCCAUGAUGACGAACGAGCAGUGCUUCGCGCUGGCUGUCGAGAAGCUGCUUAACGUUGAGAUCCCCGAGAGAGCCAAGUGGAUCCGGACGAUGUUCGGCGAGAUCACCCGUAUCCUGAACCACCUGAUGUCCGUCCUCUCCCACGCCAUGGAUGUUGGUGCUCUGACGCCAUUCCUGUGGGGUUUCGAGGAGCGUGAGAAGCUCAUGGAAUUCUACGAGCGUGUCUCCGGUGCCCGUCUCCACGCCGCCUACGUCCGCCCCGGUGGUGUUUCCCAGGAUCUUCCCAUUGGUCUCCUUGACGAUAUCUACCAAUGGGCCACCCAAUUCGGUGACCGUAUUGACGAGACUGAGGAGCUGCUCACUGACAACCGUAUCUGGAAGGCCAGAACCCAGGGUGUCGGUGUUGUCCCUGCCGCUGAUGCUCUGAACAUGAGUUUCACCGGUGUCAUGCUGCGUGGUUCCGGUGUCCCCUGGGAUAUCCGUAAGUCCCAGCCCUACGAUGCGUAUGACCAGGUCGAGUUCGACGUCCCCGUCGGUGUCAACGGUGACUGCUACGACCGCUACCUCUGCCGUAUGGAGGAGUUCCGUCAGUCCCUGCGCAUCAUCCACCAGUGCCUGAACAAGAUGCCCGCCGGCCCCGUCCGUGUCGAGGACUACAAGAUCUCGCCUCCUCCCCGUGCCGCCAUGAAGGAGAACAUGGAAGCUCUUAUUCACCACUUCCUGCUCUUCACCAAGGGUUACUCCGUUCCCCCCGGUGAGACCUACUCGGCCAUCGAGGCCCCUAAGGGUGAGAUGGCCGUGUUCCUGGUCAGUGAUGGCAGCGAGCGCCCCUACCGCUGCAAGAUCCGUGCUCCUGGAUUUGCUCACUUGGGUGGUUUCGACCAAGUGUCCCGUGGUCACCUUCUGGCCGACGCUGUCGCUAUCAUCGGUACAAUGGAUCUGGUGUUCGGUGAAGUUGACCGGUAA